Molecule: messenger RNA, 1574 nt
Organism: Elgaria multicarinata webbii
Lineage: Eukaryota; Metazoa; Chordata; Lepidosauria; Squamata; Anguidae
Gene: DAO
Product: D-amino acid oxidase
Exons: 11
Coding region: 208-1251 (347 amino acids)
Biological process (GO): D-serine catabolic process; L-proline catabolic process; D-alanine catabolic process
Cellular component (GO): cytoplasm
Molecular function (GO): D-amino-acid oxidase activity; FAD binding
Source: RefSeq, a predicted model, not a curated record
AGUGGCCCGUCCACAGGGUACUUUGAGCCCUCUUUCUCAGCUGCUGGAAUACAUAAAGACGUGUGCGUGGCCGAUCUUCCUACAGUUGAGCCUCUGGAGUUGUUCCACAUGCCUGCUUGUCAGCAACUUGGGCUAACUGUAGAGUUUAAAAGCAUUUCUGGAAGUGUGCCUUUUGCCAGCGAAAGGGAGACCAUUUAAGCAUCCACCAUGCGGGUAGCUGUGAUUGGAGCCGGAGUGAUCGGGCUGUCCACAGCCCUCUGCAUCCAUGACCGAUACCACUCAACAGAUCAGCCGCUGGAGAUAGAGGUCUACGCUGACAAAUUUACCCCUCACACCACCAGCGAUGGGGCGGCCGGACUGUGGCAGCCCUACCUGUAUGACAAGGGGAACACUCAAGAGACGCUCUGGAACAAAGAGACUUUUGAUUAUCUAUUCCAACACAUUAAUUCCCCAGAAGCCAAGGAGAUGGGGUUGUUUCUGCUCUCCGGAUACAAUAUCUUUACACAGCCAGUCCCAGAUCCAUCAUGGAAGGAUAUUGUUUUAGGAUUUAGGAUCUUGUCACAGAAAGAGCUUGAGUUAUUCCCGGGUUACAGCUAUGGCUGGUUUAAUACAGCGCUGAUGCUAGAGGGCAAAAGCUAUUUACCCUGGCUUACAAACAGGUUGCAGCUGCAGAGGGUCAAGUUCUUUCAUCGGAAGAUUGAGUCCUUCCAGGAGUUGACGGCUCAAGGUGUGGACGUUAUAAUCAACUGUACUGGUGUUCGUGCCGGGGAGCUGCAGCCCGACCCUGAGUUGCGCCCAGGCCGGGGGCAAAUCAUCAAGGUCGAGGCCCCGUGGGUGAAGCAUUUCAUCAUCACCCAUCAUAUUGCAUCUGGGAUCUAUAAGACACCUUACAUCAUACCUGGGAGCAAUGCCGUGACCUUGGGGGGGAUAUUUCAAUUGGGAAACUGGAGUGAACAGAACAGCCCCCAGGACCACCAGAAAGUUUGGCGUGGAUGCUGCCACUUGAUGCCCAGCCUCCAGAAAGCCAAGAUUGUUGACGAAUGGUGUGGUUCCCGUCCAGUACGGCCAAAAGUCCGGUUAGAACAUGAGGUUGUUCAGCAUGGAACGUUACAGUCGGAGGUGAUUCACAACUAUGGCCACGGUGGCUUUGGACUCACCAUCCACUGGGGUUGUGCGAUGGAGGCAGCCAGGUUAUUUGGGAAGAUUCUAGAGGGCCGGAAGUCGGCCAGGCCACCCCGUGCCAACCUCUGAGUAUGUGGCAGCAGCUCAGCAAGUCUCCUCCUUUGCGUUCCCCCCCCCACACACCUUUCCAACUGCAUUUCAUCCAUUACAGCAUUUCAUUUGCCCGUUAUAAGAUCUCUGUAACGUUUAGAAUUGGUGCCGGAGUGUCCUUGUUUUCCUUCUCCCCCCUCCCUCACCAUCUCUUUUUCCUUUGGUGUCGUGUUCUUUUUAGAUUGUAAGCCCAAGGGCAAGGCCUGCCUUGUGUUUAUUGACCUGUAAGCCGCUCUGGGAGCCAUUCCAACCGAAGAGCAGAGUGUAAAUGCUUUAAAUAAAGCCCUUCAGGGUGGAUCUAA